AACUCUCAAAGGUCGGCUGCUUUUUCCAAGUUGCGAAAAGAAAUAAAUGACUAUGAAGGAACUAGAGGGCGACUGGAGGAGAGCUGAAGAGACAAACGGAUAAAACGUGGGAAGACAUUUAUACCAUAUGUAUAUAUAAAUCUCAGACGAGUUGCGUGUGCCGGUUCAAAAGGAAAAGCAUUUGCUGUGCAGAUUUUCAAAAUGAUGUCAGACGCCAGUGAGAUGUUGGCAGCAGCCUUGGAGCAGAUGGAUGGAAUCAUUGCAGGCUCCAAGGCCAUGAACUUUACCAACGGUAUGUUCGACUGCCAGUCUCCCAGCUCGCCCAUGAUAGGCAGCCUUCGUGCAGUGCACCUCCUUGAGGACCUGCGGGGGGUGCUGGAGCUGAUGGAUGCAGACGAAAGGGAGAAUCUGCGUAGCCAAGUGCCCGAUAACACUGCUGAGGGCCUGGUGGAGUGGUUGCAGGCCCGAAUGACUAAUGGUCAUGGAUCUACAGCAAGGGAUUUGGCAUAUCAAGAGCGACUGUCGCGGCUGGAGAGUGACAAGGAAUGUCUGGUGCUGCAGGUGAGUGUUUUGACCGACCAGGUGGAGGUGCAGGGAGAAAAAAUAAGGGACCUAGAGAUGUGCCUUGAGGAACAUCAGAUGAAACUCACUGCCACAGAAGAAUUACUACAGCAGGAAUUGCUGAGCAGGAGCAUGUUAGAGACCCAGAAACUGGAGCUGUUGACUGAGGUCUCCAGCCUGAAAUUGAAGCUUUCAACUGCAGAUCAUGAGAACAGUGAAUGUGAGGGCCUUUAUCAGGAGCUGAGACAAAUGCAGCUCAGAGCAGCUACUGCAGAGACGGAAAAAGCGCAGCAGGAAAGAAGCCUGAAAUCAACCAGAGACGAAUUGGUGGCACUGCAGAAGCAGCUUGAGGAGCGGGAGCAGGAGCUGCGGAGACUUAAGGAGCAAGGCGGAGCUGAGGUCUUGACCUUGGAGGGAAGCCAGAGCAGAGAGAGAGAUAUGGAAGUGCAGCGAAUGAAGCAGGCUGUCGAGACCCUAAUGGCAUCUAACGAUGAAAAGGAUCGUAGGAUUGAAGAGUUGCAACAGUCCCUGAUGCGCUGUAGGGAAGUCAAGGAUUUGGCCGUGUCAGUACAGGAAAGUAAAGACUGUGCGCUCUCAGACAGAGUUGAUGAAGAGGACACCGGGAUGGGACAGUGUGAGGGUUCAGACAAAUCCCCAACCACUACAGCUACUGAGCCUACAGGCACAGAGGAGACCGAUGAGCCUCAAGUGAUUCCAUGCACCGAGUUUCUCACGGAGUCUGAACCCAAAUCAGCACCUGGUGCCGAUCCGUGCCUUCUUAAAAACAGUUCCCCUCAAGGGCUUGGAUCUGAAAAUUCAUCUAGCAGAGAAGAGGCUGAGCCUGGUGAAAAAGCAGAUAAAAAAAGCAGCUCACCCGUAGUGUCCCCCACUCACUCAAGCCCAGGCGGAAAUGAAAGUUUUGGUACCAAAAAAAUACGCUCUUCAUUCGGACGAGGUUUCUUCAAGAUUCGAGGAGGAAAGAGAACAGCUAGUUCUCCUGAUCUAGCAGUUGAGGCAGAGAGGAAGAGGACUGAGCACUUGGAUCUCGCAGGAGCUCCAUCUCCCAGACCGAAAGAGCAUGUGGUCUCACCUGACGGCAAAAAGAAGGCCAAGGGAAUCCGAAAGUUCUUUGGAAUGAUGAGGAGGAGCCAGUCCACUUCCUUUAACCUAGACGAUGCGCCUGAACCCGAGUUCAGGAGAGGUGGCCUAAGAGCCACAGCCGGCCCAAGACUUGGUUGGUCACGUGACUCACAACGCAGCAAUAACAAUGAGCUAGAGACUCCAUUUGCAUCAUGGGGAACAGAGCAGGUGUGCGAGUGGCUGCACGAGAAGGGUUUAGGCUUGUAUGCGACUCAGGGAGAGCAGUGGAUCCGUUCGGGGCAAACGCUACUAAAUGCCUCACAAAAUGAUCUUGAAAAGGAGUUGGGCAUCAGGCAUCCUCUCCACAGAAAGAAACUUCAGCUGGCGCUUCAGGCUAUGGGCUCAGAGGAGGAGGACGCUAAAAGCAAACUGGACUUUAACUGGGUUACUCGAUGGCUGGAUGACAUCGGCUUGCCUCAAUACAAAGCCCAGUUUGACGAGGGCCGGGUGGAUGCACGCAUGCUUCACUACAUGACUGUGGAUGAUUUGCUGGGCCUGAAGGUGGGCAGCGUGCUCCACCAUCUCAGUAUCAAGAGGGCAAUCCAGGUGCUGCGCAUCAACAACUAUGAGUCCAACUGCCUCAGACGGAGACCAUCUGACGAGAAUAACAUUACACCAGCAGAGGUGUGCCAGUGGACCAAUCACAGGGUGAUGGAAUGGCUGCGCUCGGUAGACCUGGCAGAGUACGCACCCAACCUCAGAGGGAGCGGCGUGCAUGGAGGACUGAUGGUUCUGGAGCCUCGGUUCAACGUUGAGACAAUGGCCAUCCUCCUGAACAUCCCGCCUAAUAAGACUCUCCUGAGGCGUCACCUGGCCACUCACUUUCACCUCCUGAUUGGUGCAGAAGCAGAGAGACUCAAGCAGGAGUGUCUAGAGCACCCUGACUACACGCUGCUCACCGCCACAGCCAAAGUGAAGCCGAGACGCCUGUCCUUUGGCGGUUUUGGAACAUUAAGGCGGAAGCGACACGAGGAGAAUGAAGAGUUUCUGUGCCCACUGGACAUACAGAUGCCCCAGAAUAACAGCUUGCAAAGGGAAGAGCAGAUCAGCGAGGACAACCUGGACCAGCUAGAGCAGAUGGAGGACUCAGAAGGCACCGUGAAACAGAUCGGAGCCUUUUCACAGGGGAUCAACAACCUUACUAGCAUGCUGAAAGAAGACGAGCUCUUCAGGGAGAUACCGUCUCACUCUCCUGAUGCCGUGUUCACUGACUCCAGCACAUGAGACACAAGCCUGUGUUAGCAGAGAACCCUGGAGAACCAAACGGCUCUUAACUAUACUGUGAUUUUUACCACGAAAUGGCUUCCCACAGCACCACCUGUGACGAUUAUUUACACAUUUCUAGCUUCGGAGGAUGGUAUAACUAAUGAGGUUAUUGUGUUUGAGUCAGGCAAUCCACCACAGGGGAAUGUUUUAUUUAUUCUUUUUACUGUCUGAAAGAUUAAUAGUGUUUCAGUGUUGAUGAGAGAGCACACCAAAGACUGCAAUUGACCAAAAAAAAAUGUUGGUUUAGGUAGAUUACAUCCUUAUACUUACCCGCAUAUAAUCGUAUUGAAUCUAGACUUCGUGCCAGACAGGUACAUUGGGAGUAUUGAAUAGGAAAUAUAAUUAUUUAAAGCAUUUAGUCUGCACGUCACUGGAUAGAAAUUCCUUAAGCAAUAAAGUCCAUGUGUUGUGUGUAUUUUUUUUUUUUUUUUUUUUGAAAGUCAAUAAAAUUCUCAAUCCUUUUAAUGUUAUAUACACUAAUUCUGUAUUUUUUAAGACCCAUAGAUACCUGAUGCAUGUAUUUAUGCUUAUUUCAGUGGCAUUAUUUUUUAGCAAAAUAAACAUCGUCUCAAAAUGUUAAUCAAGACAUUUUGUAUUUCUAUGGUUUAACAAGUAGAUUAACUUUUGGAACUUCAGCUUAAACCCUUAUUAUU
Messenger RNA from Clarias gariepinus (North African catfish), 3620 nucleotides. RefSeq names its product PPFIA binding protein 1a (gene ppfibp1a). The transcript has 25 exons. NCBI's taxonomy places the organism in Eukaryota, Metazoa, Chordata, Actinopteri, Siluriformes, Clariidae. The coding region runs from base 202 to 2925 and encodes 907 amino acids. Gene Ontology annotation, cellular component: presynaptic active zone. The record is from RefSeq and is a predicted model, not a curated record. Gene Ontology annotation, molecular function: protein binding. Gene Ontology annotation, biological process: neuromuscular junction development.